AUGACAGUUCCACAAAAGAAAAGCUACAAUAAAGCUCCUUUCGUUACAAGAGCCAACAAAGAAAAAAGUGGUUUUAUAAUUUUUAUUAUUGUAGAAGCCGGUCAAGUUUGCGCAAUAUUUGGUUUUCUUCUUGGCACGGGAUUAUUCGAAACAUUAUAUUGUUCAAAAUAA
This is a messenger RNA of Dictyostelium purpureum, 171 nucleotides long. RefSeq lists its product as uncharacterized. NCBI's taxonomy places the organism in Eukaryota, Evosea, Eumycetozoa, Dictyosteliales, Dictyosteliaceae. Bases 1 to 171 code for a protein of 56 amino acids. The transcript is spliced from 2 exons. The record is from RefSeq and is a predicted model, not a curated record.